Mercurialis annua (annual mercury) is the source of this 4087-nucleotide messenger RNA. RefSeq lists its product as uncharacterized. Gene Ontology annotation, cellular component: nuclear replication fork. Gene Ontology annotation, biological process: replication fork processing; DNA repair. Lineage: Eukaryota; Viridiplantae; Streptophyta; Magnoliopsida; Malpighiales; Euphorbiaceae. The record is from RefSeq and is a predicted model, not a curated record. Bases 90 to 3683 code for a protein of 1197 amino acids. The transcript has 24 exons. Gene Ontology annotation, molecular function: ATP-dependent chromatin remodeler activity; nucleic acid binding; ATP binding.
CCCCGCCUUUUUUCUAAUCUCAAUUCAGAACUCCCCUUUUCUUCACUAAAACCCUAACAUUUCAAAAUCUAUUCCGCAAGAUAAACAAAAUGCGAACCGAAGAACAAAGACAAAGAGCUGAGUCAAAUCGAUUAGCAGCAUUAGCCAAGAGAAAAGCAUUCACCGAAUCAGCCAUCAACCAAAACCAACAACAAGAACAGCAGCAACAAAAUAAUCCGUGGCGGCUUUUUAAAUGUAGAAAGCUCUCUCCGGAUCACACUCCAAGCACUACUAAUAUUACUCCGAUUGAACCGAAAUCGAACACCCAUUCGGACCAAAAGUUCCGGGUCCGCCUCGAAAUCUGCUCUCCCGACUCUUUUUCCAUUACUCCUAAGGCUUUGCAAGGGUUUGUUUACCCUGGUGAAGAGGAAUGUUUAAACAGAUUAAAUUGCUGCUUGUCUGAUGUGAUGCCGUCACACUACACGCAAAAUCAUGGAGGCGGAAAGGCUUGUGUUUAUAAGCUUAUAUAUUAUGAUGAGGUUUUAUCGUGUUUAAAGAAGUACAAGGUUAUUGAAAUUGAGAAGAUACCUUUUGGCACGCUAAAUGUUGUCCAAAGACUUUCGCAUUCCUUUGAAACGGGGAAAUGGGAGCCCUUGAGGCCUGAACAUUUGUGUGAUGAAAAGGUUGAUGAAUUGAUUGGGAAACUACCAAGAAAGAUUUUGGAUGUACUCUUACCUUUCCAACUAGAUGGUUUAAGGUUUGGUUUACGAAGGGGUGGUCGAUGUCUUAUUGCUGAUGAAAUGGGUCUUGGAAAAACUCUUCAGGCAAUUGCUAUUGCUGGCUGUUUCAUGAAUGAGGGCCCUAUACUCAUUGUUUGCCCUGCUAUACUACGGUUUUCAUGGGCAGAAGAAUUAGAGCGAUGGAUGCCUUCCUGUUUACCUUCUGAAAUUCACCUCGUUUUUGGUCAUCAAAACAACCCUGCAUAUCUUACAAGAUGCCCGAGAGUUGUGGUUAUUUCUUUUAAAAUGCUUCAACACCUGCAAAAGAGCAUGCUUGAGCGAGAAUGGGCUCUUCUAAUAGUUGAUGAAUCUCACCAUGUGCGUUGCUCAAAAAAGAAGUCAGAACCAAAUGAGAUAAAAGCUGUUCUUAAUGUGGCAGAAAAGGUCAAACGCAUAGUUCUUUUAUCUGGGACACCUUCUUUAUCCAGGCCAUAUGACAUUUUUCAUCAGAUAAAUAUGUUAUGGCCUGGCUUACUAGGACAGAGCAAAUUUGAUUUUGCAAAAACUUACUGUGCAAUUAGACAUGUUCAGACUUCUGAGGGGAAUCGUUUCCAGGAUUUCUCAAAGGGCAUCCGCUUGGAAGAACUGAAUGUGCUACUUCGGCAAACUGUUAUGAUAAGACGUUUGAAGAAGCAUGUGAUGGAGCAGUUACCACCAAAACGUCGACAAAUUAUACGAUUAUUGUUGAAGAAAUCAGACAUAGUAUCGGCAAAGGAAGCCGUUGGGAUUGUGAAUGAUGAUACUUCUGAAGGUGGUGGUGCUUCUUGCAGAUCAAGUAAACUCUCCUACCAAGAGCUUGGUAUUGCAAAACUACCUGGGUUUCGAGAUUGGCUUUGCAUUCAUCCGCUCAUUUUAGAAUUAGACAGCGUAGCAGAAUUGGAUGUAAACCCCAUUUCCCAAAAGAUGAUAAUUUUUGCUCAUCACCAUAAAGUUCUUGAUAGAGUGCAGGAGCUCAUUUGUGAGAAAGGGGUUGGUUUUGUCCGUAUUGAUGGAAAUACACUUCCCAGAGAUAGGCAAUUAGCUGUUUCAUCAUUCCAAUCAAAAAAUGAGAUUAAGAUUGCAAUUGUUGGUAUAACUGCUGGGGGUGUUGGACUUGAUUUCUCCUCAGCUCAAAAUGUUGUGUUCUUGGAGCUGCCUCAGUCUUCAUCACUGAUGCUUCAGGCUGAGGAUAGAGCUCAUAGGCGAGGACAAACAAGUGCAGUCAACAUAUACAUCUUCUGUGCAAAGGACAGUAUGGAUGAAAAACAUUGGCAAUAUUUAAACAAAAGUCUGCAUCGUGUUUCAUCAAUUACUGAUGGAAAAUAUGAUGCAGUUCCAGAGAUACCAGUUGAUAAAGUUUCUUUUUUAGAGACAAGAAGUAAGGCUGAGGGAAGUUCUUGCAAUCAGGUUUUGGAGAAAGACUCAUCCGACAAGAAUUCUGCCAUUACAGCAGUGGAUAUGCAAUCAUUUGAAACCCAUGAUAGAGUUGGAAUGCCAGUUGAUAUAUCCAACGAGCAAUCUAGUUCUAGUGCCAGUGCUGUUCAAACAGAUGAAUUUCAACUUAAGGUGGAGAAGGCUAGUAUGGUUCCUGAUCAAGAAUUGUGUGAGUAUUUUUCCCCAAACGGAAAAGCGGAGAGAGAUGUUUCUGGAAGUGAAAUCAGCCGUCAUGAUGGAGUUUCACCUUCUAAGUUGGAUAUGGGAGAUCGGAAUUGGUUAGCAAAGGAACAAAGUGCCUCUCCUCAGACAAAAAAAAUAGACGGCCAUGGACCUGUUUUGGAAAAUGAAGCUCGUGAAACUUUCUGCAAUCAAGUAUAUUCUCUGCGCUUUGAGGUGAGCCAAUAUACUGGGAGGAUUCACUUGUAUUCCUGCAUUCCAGGGACAGACUCGAGACCGCAGCCGCUAUUCGAGAAUUUCCGACAAGAGGAACUUGAAACACUUUCUCCUGUUGCCAGUGAUAACAAAUCAACUGUUAAGCCUUUUAAGGGCAACCCAGUGUAUAAGGAUGCACUUCUUGCAUUCAUUGAAGAGUGGAAUAAACUAAGGCCCGUUGAGAGAAGGAAACUACUUGGGAAAUCUUUGCAGCUUCCUCUGUCUAUUGAGCUAUGUUACUUGAAUGAAAAUAAUAAUCAUAAUACUAAGGGACUUCUGAAGGGCGGAAGUAAACGACGCAUGACCCCGUGGUCUGAGAUUAGCUAUCCCUUACCGUCUAAUGCUAUUUGGAAAACAGUAAACCUGUCAAGUAGCUAUGGCAAGAAGGAAAAAGCGUACACACAGGGUUGGAGCAUAGAAGAUGGUCCACUUUGUAAACUCUGUCAAACACCAUGCAAGGGAAGCAAUGCUAAGACACCUGAAUUCCUUGAGGAUCUUUUCUGCAAACUUAGUUGCUAUGAAGAAUACCGUUUAAGAACUAGUGGCAGAUCCCUUCGACAGGAACUUUUUCAAAUGGAACAUGGGAUCUGCACGAAUUGCCAAUUAGACUGCCAUAAUCUUGUUAAGACCGUGAAGCCUUUAUCCAUGGAGAGGCGAAGAGAGUACAUUGAGAAGGUAGCACCAAAUGUGGCAAGUCGGAAGAAAUUGGUUGAUAAGCUAGUCAAUGCUCCAUCUGAAGGCAACGCAUGGCAUGCGGACCACAUUAUUCCUGUAUAUAGGGGUGGAGGAGAAUGCCGACUAGAGAAUAUGAGGACUCUGUGUGUGGCAUGCCAUUAUGAUGUCACUGCUGCACAACGCACUGAACGUCGGCAGAUAAGGGCCAAAGCUAAAGCACAUCUCAAAACCAUUUUGAAUGACCUCAAAAGUGACAAGACAAUGGAGAGUAGCAGUAGUUCUAAGAUGCAAGACGAUGACAUGGAAGACGAGCUUCUAGUCAAGGUUCCUGGAAGUGCCUAUUCUGUCAUCAAAGUCACAAGUCCUGAGAAUGAAGAUUUGAAGAAAUCUCCGGAAAGCUGAAGAAUGAUCAGAACAGCUUCAUAUUCAAAUCCGUUGCUUCGAUUAAAGCUACCUGUCUGUCGUAGAAUUGUGGAAAAUCAUGUACAGUUUUUGUAUCCAGAGCAUCGGUAGUUUCCGCAAAAUGAUGUAGCACAUGGUUCUGAGUUCUAACCACAUUGUUUGUCAUAUUUUUUGGAUGGCUUGUAAAAUUCUAGGUAGAGAGCAGCCAAAUGGUAUAGGAGCACAUUUUGUUUUGUCAGAAAGUGAGUCCAAUUAUGUUCAGUAUGAACUUUCAUUUAAUCAUUUAUUUGACAAAUAGAAAAUUGUAUUCUGUUUGAUCUGCAUAUACACACAGGGCAACUACCCUUGAGUGUAUUUCCAUUUUAGUUUUGUUAUUUAAAUGCUAAUUUUCUUUUGUGCUAAAA